Messenger RNA from Balearica regulorum gibbericeps (East African grey crowned-crane), 2607 nucleotides. The record is from RefSeq and is a predicted model, not a curated record. Lineage: Eukaryota; Metazoa; Chordata; Aves; Gruiformes; Gruidae.
AAGAUAAAAUUACCGAAGAAAACAGCCAGGCGAUACCCAGCAUAUGAGCUCUAUCUCUAUGGGGAAGGGAACUACGCUGAAGAAAACAAAAAUCUCCUAUUGACAGGAAUUCCAGUUCUCUUUCUUCCUGGGAAUGCUGGCAGUUACAAACAAGUACGUUCUCUUGGCUCCAUUGCACUUAGAAAAGCAGAAGAUGUUGACUUCAAGUAUCAUUUUAAUUUCUUCAGUGUCAACUUUAAUGAAGAGUUGGUUGCAUUGUAUGGUGGUAGUCUGCAACGACAGACCAAGUUUGUGCAUGAGUGCAUAAAAGUAAUUCUUAAGUUGUACAGGGAUCGAGAAUUUGCACCGACCAGUGUUGCAAUAGUAGGUCAUUCCAUGGGUGGUCUUGUUGCAAGAGCAUUGCUUACUCUCAAGAAUUUUAAGCCUGAGCUUAUAAAUCUCCUCAUUACACAAGCCACACCUCAUGUUGCACCGGUAAUGCCUUUAGACAAGUAUCUUACUGAUUUUUAUACAGCUGUAAACAAUCAUUGGAUUCUAAAGGCCCAAGAUUUAAGAAAUUUAACUACCCUUUCUGUGGCGGGAGGAUUCAGAGAUUACCAAGUUCGUUCAGGACUGGCUUUUCUACCGAGAUUGAGUCAACAUGACAGUGCCUUAUCUGUUGUGAGCUCAGCUGUGCCUAGAGCUUGGGCCUCAACAGACCAUCUCUCCAUAGUGUGGUGCAAAGAAUUGAUCCUGGCUACCAUUAGAGCUUUUUUUGAUCUCAUAGAUGAAAACACCAGGCAGAUAACUGAAGAUCCAAAGAAGAGAAUGUCUGUACUGAAUCACCACUUUGUGAGACACCCUGCAAAGAUGUUUGAGGAAAAUCCUGAAGCUUUUACAGAACUCACAGGAGCUUUCAUGUGGAUUACAGUCAAAGCCUCAAAAUGGACUUACUCAGUUUACAAUGAUUCUGAUGGAAAAUAUUUCACAUUUCCUCUUGCAAGCCACAGAAAAUCAUACAGUCAUGUUUACUGUGAAAACAGUAUGUUGGACACAAGUAGCUGGAUUUAUGGCUGUAUGAAGAACAAUUCAUCGAUGUGCCUGGAAGCUACUGAUUUAUCCUGGAGAGCUGAGUUACUUCCAGCCACCAAGGUCGUAAUACUGAAACUUCAGGACUAUCCGUCCUUGUCCCACAUUGUCAUUCAGGUACCGCCCACAGUUGGCAAUAAGUAUACUUUGGACUGUGAAUUCUUCAAAGAGGAUUCCAGAACAGUACAGCUUCCUGUAACACAUCUUUUUUCAUUUGGGCUUUCUUCAAGCAAAAUUCUAUUAAAUUCAACUGGCUUACUUUACAAUGUUCAGCUCCAGCACUUUAACCAAAUAUAUCAAGCGUUCAAAAUUUAUAUAGAGAGCCACUGCCAGUCACUCAAAGAAAGAAAACCUAGUGUUUACAGACUUCAUAUACCCUGGUCACAUGAAGACUCAAUAACGGUAGCAAAAGCUCCGUCUUUUACUGAGAUUUCUGCAAAACUGCAUAUUGCUCAGCCUCAAAAUGACAACAGGGUUCCAGAAUUAAAUAUUUACUCUUCCUCAGACUGUCAGUAUGAAGUAAUUCUGAAGACGUCACUUUUACAGAUUCUUGGACAAAUAAUAAGGUUCCAUGCUGGUGCUUUUCCUGUCUAUGUUGUUUCUAAUAUUCUUCUUACUUAUGGAGGACAAUUGAGCACAUUGAUAUCAACAGGGCAGUGUUCAGACUUUUCCCUUGAACUAGUUAGGACAGCGAAACCCUACAAAGUAGAACCUCUUAUAAGCAUUGUUGUGUUUCUGCAGGGGUUUCACUGGUUUAGAGGGAUAUGGGAAUCGUUGUCACUACCAGAGGUGGAUGCUGCUGUACUGAGUAGUCAGGAUGCGUGGUUCCCCCUUGUGUCCUUGAUUCUGUUUCUUUUUGGGACAGGCAUUGCCUACUGGAGUGGAGUAUUUUUCUCUACAUCUCUGAGACUCAUAUCUUCAUUAUGGUUAGCUCUGAUUAGACCUACUGUACUUCAAAAAGAUAAGUUGAUUACACCCAGGAGAUUCUGCGGGGUGUUAUCCCUUGCUUUGGUUAGCUGGACAACUUGUGGUGCAUUUGCUGUAUUAAUUAUUUAUCUUCAAUAUUUGUUUAAGGGUUUAGACCGCUCAAAAGAAACUUCACAGAACUCCAGUAUACACACAAUCAAAAACCAGAGUUUGAUGGACAGUACCUCAAAAGCAACACAAUCUCUUUCCAACAAUACAAUUGCUGAAGCUGUUAACAGUCUUAAGAUGCAUGUUACAAUUCUCAAUUUAUUCACAUGGAUUGUGCUGCUCAACUUGCCAUCUUUAAUUUAUUGGUUAAAAAAUCUCAGGUACAAUGUUAGACUUGAUCCUGAUCCAUGUAGAUCUACAGCUAUUGUCCUUGCAUGCAUUUUAGAAAUUCUCAUGAAUUCAAGUACUUCUGAAGUGAAAUCAAGUAAACUCUUGAAGAUCGCAUCCAAGGUUCCACUCCCUUUGUCUGUUGCAAUGUUGGCCUUUGGACGAAUGCAUUUAUACAAAGUACCACACUUUGUAACCUUAUCUCUUCUUCUACAUGUGCUGUGUUGUGUUGUGUAA